This is a messenger RNA of Neoarthrinium moseri, 1254 nucleotides long. RefSeq lists its product as uncharacterized. The record is from RefSeq and is a predicted model, not a curated record. NCBI's taxonomy places the organism in Eukaryota, Fungi, Ascomycota, Sordariomycetes, Amphisphaeriales, Apiosporaceae. The coding region runs from base 1 to 1254 and encodes 417 amino acids. The transcript has a single exon.
AUGGAGCACGAUUCCAGCGUCUUCAGCCUGACCACCAUUGGUGGAUAUGCACUGCUGGGUGGCCUGGGUGUCCUGGUCUACCUGAACUACCAGCGCAACAACCAGGGCAGACAGGGCAAUGCGAGAGCCGCCGCUGGCCAGGCCGGCAAGCAUGUCGCCGACCUUGGCCGUGAUGUGGCAUCGGCGACUGCUGCCAUGACCAAGAAGGCUGAGAAGUCGCUCAAGCAGAAGCCCAAGCCCAAGGCCCCCUCGAGCGAGACAGCACCGACCCCGAGUCGAAGCUACGAUCCCGAGGCCGAAGCUGCGGCCAAGCGAGACGAGGCCCGCGCGAACCAGGACUUUGCCCAGUCCUUCUCCAAGCUCAAGUCUGGCCACCAAUUCACCGCCCAGAAGUCGGAGAAGAAGAAGCAGAAGUCGGUCAAGCAGUCGCGGGCACAAGAGGCCGACACCCCGGUUGCCAAUGCCUCUUCGCCCUCCUCCACAACCGGCGAUGCCGACGACGACCUGUCAUCUGCCGCGUCCCCUGUCGUACCGGCUGCAGACAGCACCGGUGUCUCGGACAUGCUCGAGGCCGCUGCCCCUGGCCCCUCGGUCCUGCGGCUCACCGACACCGACUCGGUCAAGACCCAGCAGAAGAAGGCUAAGGCCCCCGAGGUCGUCGAGUCCAAGAAGCAGCGACAGAACCGCCUGAAGGCCGAGCGCAAGAAGCUCGAGAGAGAGCAGGAGGAAGCAGAGCGCAAGAAGCUGGAGGAGGCCCAGCGACGCCGUGCUCGUGUCGCCGAGGGCCGCCCCGCCAAGGACGGAUCGGCUUUCUUGGCCAACAACUCCCCCUGGGUCGCAAAGUCGAACGGUGAGAAGACCGUCCAGCCCCUCGACACUUUCGAGCAGAAGCCAGCUGCCGAGAGCACAAACCUUUCGACGCCCAAGCCUGCUGCCGCGGCCACCAAGGAACGCUCAGACUCUUGGAUGUCUUCUCUGCCCUCCGAGGAGGAGCAGUUCGCUCAGGUGCUGGAGGACUCCUCCGCCUGGAAUGAGGUCACCAGCAAGAAGGGCAAGAAGGGUAAGAAGGGCCUCGAGACUGCCGAUGCCCCUGCCGCUCAGGCGACUCCUUCGGCUGCGCCCGCUCCUGUCGCUAAGGCCCCAGUGAACGGCGGCUACUCCAAGUCGAAGCCUGCCCUGAGCAGCAACUCCUCAUUCGCAGCCCUUACUCCUGAGGAGACUGCUGACGAGGUCGAGGAGGAGUGGGAGGUAUGA